GUUCUCAUGGACACGCGGACAAUUCAAGGGGGCGAGGUGUAUCGCCAAUUGCAGCCGCAAUGGAAUCCCAUCUUGAUCGUGGCAUCAAUUGCCAUUUCGUUUCUGGGAGCUUUUACUUCGACACAACUCAUGUGCCAUGCAAGGAUGUCAUUGCGAUUUCACAGCGUAUUGCUGUGGGUGCUNUUUGGCAGUUUUGUGUUUGGAGGCUGUUCCGUCUGGUGCCUUCACAUGGUUGCAAUGUUGGCGUGCGAAUUUGAUGUCAAGAUGGGAGUCAAUACCCCGCUUACGGUUUUGAGUGCCUUUCUUCCAGUCUUCUUCACAUUUCUUGCUCUGGGCUGUGAGUUGCUCUGGGAGCGAUGGCAUUAUGUCCGAGGAAGAAAAAAACGUAGGGGUAGAAAGACAAGACAGAAAACGACAACCUUGAGUCCUAUGGGCAAGAACAGGAACAUCAAUAAUCAGCAAUUCUCGCUUCGUCCAGUGGCUGAAGAGGAGGAAGAAGGAGAGGAGGACGUUGAAGACUACCAGGAUGAAGAAAUUGCUCCUGACCAGCCAUUACUAUCAAGGCCUCGCCCAUCACCAAUUCGAAAUCCGGAAAGUCAGAGCUGGAGCGGACCGAGGACAGACUUCUUCAGAUCAUCGCAAGAUGGACCCGGAGCUUCAUUCGAUUCGAGUUUACUGCCGCCAUCUCCAGGUAUCGUCAUGUCUCCCAAGAUAAUGCCACGCGACACCAUUCGACCUAUUAUGGGAAGAAGUGCUUCAGGAAGAAGCAUUCCGAGCUUGAGGAUGGUAACAACGCAGAGUCUUCGUGACGACACUUCUACUGGCUUUCGUGAUGAUGCUUCUACGGUCAGUUCUGGAUCCCCAGGCCCAUCUUCUAGUGAUGGAUCUACUCUUCGCCGCGAAUCGUCAUCUGGUGGAUCAAGUACAAGCCAUGGUCUAAGCAGUGCGAUGGGCCUUGCAUACCGACGAGCUCCUGCAAGCACAAUGAACGCCUUCGUGGCUACUGCGAAGAUAUUGUAUUUCGGCAUGACACCAAGGAACAUUAUCAAGGGAUUUCUAUGGUCGCUCGCAAUUACGAGUGGAAUCUACGGAAUGAAGAUCCCUCAUGGAAAAGUCGUUCUGGAUCCAUGGAUUGUUCUUGCGUCUGCCCUUAUAUCCUGGAUUGUCUGCACAGUUGGUUGCAUUUGUAUGGCUGAGAUGGAAGCCAUGCUGUCUCAGCAACUACUCUUCUCAGUCGUUGCGACGACAGGCGUGGCGGCAAUGCAUUUUUGUGGAAUGAGAGCUGCUACCUUCUGGUCUACAUCUCCGCCAUCAGAGCUUAGAGGAUAUCCACCAGUGAUUGCAGCUGCAGUGGUCUUGAUUGCCUUCACAACAUGCAUUGCUGCGAAUGGUCUGCUAGCACACUCUGCAACCGUGUCUCGCAAUAAGCUUGCUGAGAUUAUCUGGACGCGCCGAGAGCUGUGGAGAACAAUUGCUCAGAAGGAGAAUGCAGAAGCAGCUGCUCUGGCAAGAAGCGAGUUUAUCGCAGCAGCCAGUCACGAGAUCAGAACACCCUUGCAUCAUCUGCAAGGUUAUAGCGAUUUACUCUCACAAACACCGUUGACUGAGGAAGGCCGAGCUCAUUUGGCUGCCAUCCAGAGAGCGACUAAAACGUUAUCUUUGAUCACAAAUAAUGUGUUGGAUUGGUCGAAGCUGGAGAAGGACGCCAAAGCAGUUUGCAAACCUGUCUCGCUGGAUAUUCGAACAGUCUGCGAGUCAAUCAUCAUCUUGCUUCCUAACAAAGAUGACGAGGCAGAUGUUGAGCUUUGUGUCGUGGUCGCUCCAGAUGUCCCAACUUCGGUUUUCCUGGACGAAACAUACAUCCAUCGCAUUUUGAUGAACUUGCUCUCUAAUGCAUGCAAGUUCACGAGAUCAGGCUACAUCAUACUUUCAAUCGAAGUCAGUGGCGACAAGCUGAUAGCAUCAGUACGAGAUACAGGUAUUGGUCUUGAUCCCACCUUUAUACCUCAAAUGUUCGAGCCGUACAAGCAAGGCGAGCAGAAGGGGAACCAACGAGGCACCGGUCUCGGUCUCAGCAUCAUUAAGCAACUUUUGCAAGCCAUGAACGGCACCAUUACUGUGGAAUCCAAAUUUGCCUAUUCACAUGAUGUCGGACCGAACCAGAGCGGAAGCACAUUCACUGUCACUAUACCUUUGCAACCAUCCUCUUUGCCACCACAACCAUCAGAUCAACCAGAGGAAAGACAUGUCGCAAUCCUUUCCGAGACGGACACCCGAUCCUUGCAAGGAGUAAGGACAGCAUGGGAAAUGUUUGGUCAUCAAGUCACAGUCGCAACCAGCAUUUCCGAACUUCCCGANAAAGAGUGGAAAUAUAUCUGGGCAGACAUGCCUUUCCUUCUCAACAAUAAAGAUCAAUUCCGUCGUCUCAUGAAACGACAAGAUUUGCUGGUCUUGGUACCUUAUGACACGCAAAAGUCACUGUCAGACUUGCCUGGCAUUGUAUCUGCACCACAUGUUGUACUCCUGCCACGUCCACUAGUCUGGCACUCCUUUGCCACAAGGGUCGACGCCGCAAACCGUCGCAGCCGCAGUGCAGCAGUCUCACGUACCUUGCGGUUUGCCCCAAUAGUGGAGGUCAUGCAAGACGUUGAUCCCUCUACACUGCAACAACCCACUCAGCCCUCCGAAACAGCUGAGCAGGAAACCCGCCAACAACAACAAAACCAACAGAGAGCUCCCUCUUUCAGUGCCGGAGAAGAAGAUCCGCGAAAAUCAGGAUCACCUGUUCAAGGACAACAACAAUCACAGACGGUAUUGCUGGUAGAAGACAAUGUCAUCAAUGCCAAGCUCUUCCAGAAGAUGCUGGUGUCGCUCAAACACAAAGUGAUCCUCGCUCCUGAUGGUGAAGCAGCUGUAGCACAGACACUCACCCACGACACCGCUAUUGACAUAAUCUUCAUGGUAAGCCGUCCCUUGUUCUUAAUCUUCUUUCCCUCUGCCUUCUUACCUGUGUCCUUACCCCUUAUUUCAUGUCGCUGA
Molecule: messenger RNA, 3039 nt
Organism: Aureobasidium musti
Lineage: Eukaryota; Fungi; Ascomycota; Dothideomycetes; Dothideales; Saccotheciaceae
Source: the annotation of a GenBank genome assembly